This is a messenger RNA of Gadus morhua (Atlantic cod), 1452 nucleotides long. Its product is annotated as coiled-coil domain-containing protein 106-like. Bases 542 to 1282 code for a protein of 246 amino acids. The transcript has 4 exons. Gene Ontology annotation, cellular component: nucleoplasm. Lineage: Eukaryota; Metazoa; Chordata; Actinopteri; Gadiformes; Gadidae. The record is from RefSeq and is a predicted model, not a curated record.
UAAAUGUGUAAAUAAAUGAAGGCAAUCUUUCCCAGCACACUGUUUAGAGUUACUUUCUUCAAGUGUGCAACAUGUGCACCCCAAGUAGGCUCAGUCUAGUCCCAUAUGAAGUUGAAGAAAUAAAUUACUUCGUUUCUUUACAAUAAAAAAUUGCAGCAUAUCAUGCUAUUCAAACUGAAUGUAUCUCAUCUCAGCUAUCCCUUUCUUACCAAGCAUAUUGGUCCACACUGUUUCCUCUUCUCUUCAGCUCCAUGCCAUGAUAGCAUUUACUGCAUUUCAUUUUUCUUCUCAAAAGUUUCUUCCUCUGAAACCACUUAAUAAGCUUCCAAGCAUUUUGUUUAGAAGCUUCCUGAUGUAGAAGGUUUCUCACACUGCUGAAUCUUGUCAUUACACUGGUGAAUGAUGCCGCCAGGAUCGUGCUGCCACAGAAUCUAACGCCUGCGUUCAGUAGGAAUCGCGUCAUCAACGUGGGACAAAGAAAGGUUUCGCGCUUAUUCUAUAGUGAUAUAGCCACCUGUUCCAGCUGACAGUAGCAGUAAUAAUGGCAAACAGAAAACGGAUACAGACCAGAGGAAAAAAAUAUGUAGAGGAGACAGAAGCGGAAGGCAGCAGUGUUGGUGCGUCAGCAGCCCCCACAGCACAGCUGGCACUAAACAAUAAAGCACAUGAGUUGCAGAUGUGCAAAAAGAAAAUGGAAUGGCAGAAUGAGAAAAUAGAGGAGUUGACCAAGGAGAGAGAUUUCCUCAAGGAACAACUAGCAUCCGCUCUUAAAAAAGAUGAGCCCAAAGCAACUGCCGGUUCCAAUAGUGUCUCUACACUGGACUCAUCUUCCUCCGAGAUGAGUUCAAAGAGUACAGACUCGGAGUCAUCCAACAGCUCAUCCUCAGAGGACAAAAAGAGGAAGAAGAAGGGGAAAGGGAGAAAGAAGGCAUCCAAGAGGGUUAAAAUGGAAAAAACUCUGCAAAGAGCCCGGAAUCCCGAGCAGGCUUUGGCCCGGUACAAAAAGAUUCUUAAAUGCUACAAGAGGCUUGGAACCAUGUCUGGGGCAUUUCGAAAGGUCGGUGUUGACCGUAAUACAGUGGUGGUCAAUGCACCAAUCGCCGAGCUUUCCAUUGCUGCCCCAGACCAGUACAAGGAAGCUUUGAAAACGUAUACCCAUUCCACAAAAUUGAAAGCAUUUGCGGAACACUGUGCCUUGACAAUUCUAGGCGAUGUAGAAAUAGUUGACGCAGUUAACACGCUUAAAGCCAGUGGUAAGCUGCUACCACUGAAAAAGAAAUAAUUAUGUGCAUUUUGUAUUAUGCUUUACAAGUGUUCCUGUAAAGUAAUUUUUACAUUUUCUGUACAAUACCACUGUUCAUAUUUUAUCUGUAUUUUUUUGUUGUGUGUUCUUUGUUGAAAAGAAGAAUUUAUGUAGUUUAAAAUAAAUAUUUGUACGUUUUCAGCACUUCA